AAGCCCCCCACGUCAUCCAUCCAUACCCUAGGCGCCAGUGUGCUCGUGGCGGCGGACUGGCGGUGGUGUCCCCUCCCUUCCUCUCCUCCCCGCAAGAUCCGGCGCGCCAGCGCCUCUCAGCCGGGCGGCCCUAGCAGCUCGCGGCCCCACCAUCUGGCAGGGUAGCCGGCGGCGGAGCACCGCCUUCUCCUUCGACGGGCAACCCGCCCCGCCCACACGGCAACAAGGCCCGCUUCUUCGGCACCGCGACCCAUCUCCUCCCUUCGCUCCCCCAGCGCCCGCCGCUCCCCACGCGGUCGGCCCGUGCGCCGCCCUCCACGCUCCCCUGCCCAGCUGCAGCUCGAAUCCGGCUGGUGAGGCAGCACCCUCCCUUCCCACGACUUCUCUGUUCAUUCUCUCGGCCUUGGUCUUCCUUUCCUAGAGGCGACGGCAGGGCGACUUGCGCUGCCCGUUCUUCGUCGAGCGACGGGCGCCUCCCCGGCGACGAACAUCCCACAGGGUACAUGACCAUGUCCUAUACUGGGUCCGCCCCUGUGAACCAGCACAAGGAGGAGGAUGCCUUGAGAGGUCGCGCGGUCAAAAACCAGAAGGUGGUAUGGGACAAGACCCUGGAGAUGAGAUUCCUGCUGCAGAAGGCGUUUGCCACUUCUAACAAGCUGCCCCAGGAACCCACCAAAACAAGGUUUUUCAAUCAUGAUAAGCAGAUAGAGCAAGCCUAUGAGGAGUUGCUGAAUUCGUCAAAGCAGACUCUGGCUAGCAUGAGGGAACUACAAGAGGCUUUGCUGGAGAGUAACCAGGCUGUAAAGGAUGCCGAUGAAAUUCCUUCUACUUCCAAUGGAGAGAAUGACGAGUGGUCAGAAGUACAGAGAUUGCAGAGAAGGAUAACAACAUUUAGAAAUACAGAGGUCGAUAAAUGGCAGAGGAAAAUACAGGUCACGACGGGUGCUGCUGCCCUGAAAGGAAAGCUACAUGCAUUUAAUCAGAACAUAAGUGACCAAGUUGCUGGUUACAUGAGAGAUCCAAGCCGAAUGAUUAACAGGAUGUACUUAACCAAAUCUACUGUUGGUGUAUUCGGAGAGGAUGCGGGAGAACCUGGAGCAGUUGAGGAGGGGCACAUUGUGGAAGGUGAUCCUGAACUUAUUGAUGAUUCUGAGUUUUAUCAACAACUUCUCAAGGAGUUUCUCGAGUCGUGUGAUAGAGGAUCAUCAGACUCAGCAUUUUAUACUCUACAAAAGCAGCAGGUGAAAAAGAGAAAGCUUGUUGAUCGCCGCGCUUCAAAGAGCAGAAAGAUAAGGUAUCAUGUUCACGAGAAGAUCACAAAUUUCAUGGCCCCGGUACCCAUGGCUGUUCCUCCAAUGGCUCCGAAGUUGUUUGAGAAUUUAUUUGGCACGACCAACUAGAAACCCACCAAAGCAUGAAUUCAAAUUUCACAUAACAUGUAGCGAUUUUUUGUAUUUUUAAAAUUGUAGCAUGUCUGAUGUUGCUAUAGACUUCAAUCUGUGAAUCGAACAUUUCCAUGAUCUGAUCAGUUUUGUGCAUCGGCAAGCAAAUGUAAGGAUCAAUCUUAUCGUAAAUUUUUGCUAGUAUAAUCUGCCAUAAAAA
Messenger RNA from Panicum virgatum (switchgrass), 1602 nucleotides. Its product is annotated as protein BFR2-like. The coding region runs from base 504 to 1400 and encodes 298 amino acids. The transcript is spliced from 12 exons. The record is from RefSeq and is a predicted model, not a curated record. Gene Ontology annotation, cellular component: nucleus; nucleolus. NCBI's taxonomy places the organism in Eukaryota, Viridiplantae, Streptophyta, Magnoliopsida, Poales, Poaceae.